Molecule: messenger RNA, 7529 nt
Organism: Penaeus monodon (black tiger shrimp)
Lineage: Eukaryota; Metazoa; Arthropoda; Malacostraca; Decapoda; Penaeidae
Gene: baz
Product: partitioning defective 3 homolog
Exons: 32
Coding region: 718-6102 (1794 amino acids)
Biological process (GO): intracellular protein localization; establishment of centrosome localization; establishment or maintenance of epithelial cell apical/basal polarity
Cellular component (GO): apical plasma membrane; cell cortex; apical junction complex
Molecular function (GO): protein binding; phosphatidylinositol binding
Source: RefSeq, a predicted model, not a curated record
AUCCUAUCCAUGCCGGCGAUGCUUUGGAACUGCGUGGCUGCCGUAGUUCGAAGAGCUUGGGAAUACCGAUAGGAUUAUAGUCAUAGUUUUGCCGUGAAAGAACCCAGGUGUGUGGACUCAGCGACGGAUUAGCCAAUGUGUGUUCCAGUCCGUGACGUUUGGAGUUGACACCGAGCGAUGUGUGACUACAUGCGUGUGUGCACAUCCGAGUGAACGAGUGAAGUUAACGCACAUAACACACACAUUGAACUUCAGUGGUGGGCUCUAAAGCGACCCCUUUCAAAGCCCGAAACAGUGAUUCAUUCUGAAAAUUGAUAAGUGACUGCAAAGGAGUGAAUGAGUGGACUUCGCCGAGUCAUCGUUUGAACGCUGAAGUUGCGCAGAAAAGCGAUAGAAAUAGAAGGGAAAAAAAAAGAAAAUCGCGUGUGUCACCUGGACUCUGCGUCAUCAUGGUAAACAUGACAGGAAGCCCGAGCAGGUAGCGUGACCAGGACACCCGGUGCUGGGCGUUGUCUUUCAAGACGCUCUCGACAAGUUGAACCGCCUCAACUGUCUCGUAGACGCGUCUUCGUAACACUGAAAUCGAAAAAAAAUAGUUACUGACACUGAAAUAUAUAUUUACAAAGUGAAGUAUUGAGUAGAAAGGACUUGGAAAAAUCUAACUGUGAUGGUGUCAAGAAUAGAACAACAAUAAUAAAAGAAAACACUUGAAUCACCAUGCGCAUGCGGAGUCGUAGUGUGGCGGUGCCCUCUGCUGCUCACAAUAACAAUAACCACCACAACCUGAACAACAACAACAGCAGUCACGUCGGCAGCGCGGCCACCACCGGCGCCUCUCGGAGCGUGCUCAACAUCCCCGGUGAGCUGAAGCUGCACUAUUCCGAGGUGGUGAGCGUGGCCGAAAAGCUCUCCCGGCUCUUCUCGCGCACGCAUACCUACCAUGUGCACCGCAGACACAAGACGCUGCGCCAGGAGCCAUCGAACUCGUGGGUGACCGUGCACAACCUGAAGCAGCUGGACGGAGGCAUCCUCGACCCGGACGACCGCCUCAACGACGUGGCCGACGACCGGGAGCAGAUCAUAGCCAUCUACGAUGAGCAGACGCACCACCACCACCACCACGGCGGAGACGGCACCUCGGCUUCCUCGGACUCGGAAAACCCUUCGCCAGAUAUUUUCCAAGGCGUGGAGCACAAGUUCGCGCCGUUCACCCGCAACGACAUCGAGAUCACCGGCGAGGAGCUGAGCGCCACGCCGCCGCCGCUGCACGUGCGGCGCGGGAGCGAGCCAGCGCUCAACCGCCUCUCGCCCAUCCCGCCCGCGGCCGCCGCCCCGCCCGACCCGACCAAGAGGUGGUCGGCCGCGCCCAUCAUCGAGGACCAGAAUGCGCCGCCCAGCUCCACGCCCAUGAAGAUGGUUAUUCCCCACCUCUAUGUCCAGGACGGCCACAGCUCCUACGAGGACGACAACGUGUUCGUGGACCCUGGGGAGAGGGGGGAGGGCUCGGGGGAGGAGAAGACGCCCUCCUCCUCCUCCUCCUCCUCCCACCACUCCGCCACCACCGCCUUCACCAGAUUCUCUAGAGACACCAAUAGAUGUUCUGUUCAGGUGCUGUCCGACAACCCGGCGAUGGCGCGGUGGGCAGACGCGGCGGACCGAGUGGUGGGCACGAGCGAGGGCAGGCGGCGGGAGCCCCUGGGAGGCUCAGCCUCGUCCCCCAUGCACUCCAGGGACCCCUCGCACGACGAGGCGGCCAACAGCAUCCUCGUGGUACUGAGCAACGACCGAGGCCCGCUGGGCAUCCACGUGAUCCCGAGCACGGACGUCACGGGGCACGACCAGGGCCUGCUGGUGGAGGGCGUCGAGCCGGGCGGACGGAUCGCCCGCGACGGCAGGAUCGAGGUCCACGACAGGAUUAUCGAGAUCAACGGAAAACCGCUCAAUAAUAUUACUUUCCAAAAGGCUCAAGAAAUCUUCAAAGACGCCAUGUUAACGCCAGAAUUACGGCUGCGUGUUGUCAAAGGCCAGAGGCAGGAGUGGUACGCGGGGCAGGCCGCGGAGCUGGUCGAAGGAGAGGAAAAACUCGUCGGAGGAGCCAAGGUCGCCAGCGUCAUGUCCACGAGGAAGGUCCCUCCGGCGUCGCUUUCUUCGCGCACGCAGACCGUGAUUCUGCAGAGCAACACGCGCAAAAUCGGACGCAGACUCAACGUGCACCUCACCAAGGGCCAGCACGGCCUCGGCUUCUCGAUAACCACGAGAGACAAUCCCGCCGGUGGAGAAGCUCCCAUUUACAUAAAAAACAUAUUGCCAAAGGGAGCGGCCAUCGAGGACGGGAACCUCCGAAUCGGCGACCGUCUGCUGGAGGUGAACGGCGUGGAAGUGACGGGGCGCAGUCAGUCGGAGGUCGCCGCCCUCCUGAGGGAGAUCCCCAUCGGAGGGGCAGCUACGCUGGCGGUGUCUCGGCAGGACCAGCGCAACGGAGAGGCUGCGUCGGGGACGGCCGACUCGACGCCGGAGACAGAGAAGCCCGCGAGUCCGAAGCUGCCGAGACAGCUGGUCUCCUACCACCACCAAGACAGUCUCCCCUUCCUCCGCCAGCCGGCGGAGAAAGCAGCGGAGGACAGCCUCAUGUUCCCGUGGAAACAAAGAGAAAUCCUCAUGUUCGAAAUCCCAGUGCAUGACUCCGAAAGAGCUGGACUGGGAGUGAGCGUGAAGGGCAAGACGAGCUCGGGCCCGAACGGCUCGGUUGACCUGGGAAUCUUCGUGAAGAACGUGAUCCACGGCGGGGCCGCCUCGCGCGACGGCCGCCUCUUCCAGAACGACCAGCUCGUCAACAUCAACGGGAUGUCGCUCCUCGGCAAGCCCAACAGCGAGGCCAUGAAGACGCUGAGGACAGCGAUGCAUCAGGAGGGUCCAACGCCGGGGAUCAUCUCCCUUACCGUAGCCAGGAGGAUCGACCACAAGGAGAGGUCGAGCCCCUCUUCCAACAACAGGUCAGGUCGGGAGAGUGCCAACAGCCUCCUCACCAACUCCUCUGGUACUGAGACGCUGGGAGGUGCCAAGUCAUCGCCCGCAACACCGACCCCCGACCAUUCUGGCACUACUGAUACAUCUGAUACAACGGUCAUUUUUAAUGACCAUAAGUAUGAUGGAGAUGGCCAUGAAAUAGAUGCCAGUGAUUUUGGCCACAUUAACCCAGUUAUCCAGAGACUAACUGGGAAUAACGGAGCACUAAGAAAUGAAAGUUAUUAUAAGGCAACACAUGACACGUGGAACACCUCCCAGUUGCAGCAGCUGGUGAUGCGUGGUGAAAGGGAGUCUGUGGCGGUGGGGGGGCCAAGCCACAAUCCCCUUGGGUCACCGACUGUCAACCUGCCAUCCAGAGACACCCUCAUCAUUCACGACGAUGCCGGUAAUCAUAUGUCAAGAGAAAUUUGUCGCUCUGAUGGUCCUGGGGCCUCCGCGGGAAGCUACAGUGACCACCCAAGUCAGUCCGACGAUGCCUAUACAAGCCAAACCUCCCUAGAAGAAAAUGCAGCAGGAUUUUCUAGGGAUCAAUUUGGACGGCAAAGCAUGUCGGAGAAGCGCCACGCCACCCUGGAUGCCAAAAACACCGACACCUAUCAGCGUAACAAGAAAGCGAGAGAAGAGCGAGAGAAACAAAGGCAGAUGAUGCUGGCACAAGAGAAGCUUGCUGCGAGUCAGGGCAUGGGGAUGGGAUUGGCUGCUAUGGAGGGUGAAACACGAGAGGAGUUCAAGCCAGGGUCAAGGGAGGUUGGGAUUGAUCUGCCCACCCAGGAUUACCCUUCCUUGAAGGCAAAACAGCCAGAACCCUCAAAGAAAUCAAGCCUCAAACCCUCCCAACCAAGUUCUGUUUCAAAGAACCACCAUGCCACUCUUGAGAUCCCAAGACCCAUUCUAAAGCCCUCCCCAAAACUACGCCAGAAGGCCAACACCCUUGUUAAUGCUAGUCCAAAGGCAAAGUCCAAACAGCAGUAUGUGAGGAAGGGGGGUUCUGAGACGCUUGACAGAACCGUGGGAAGAGGGAGCCUCAAGGGGCAUUGGUCUGGGUACCCACGAGGCCCCUUCAGUCCAAUCACACGGAGUCUUGAGAGAAAUCAUAGCAAAGGAAACCAGCGGACCACUUUUGGCCAGGACCUUUCUGCCAUGAUCUCAAACUGGGCUGCCCGUAACCGAGAGUUAUUGAGUCGAGACGCAGCUGUGAUGGGGGGGAAGCUGCUGGUCCGGGCCUCGUCGGACGAAUCUCUCGCCUCUCAAAACCUCCAGCGCACCAACAGUCACGCACAUGAACAACCCUCCUCCUCCUCCUCUCAGCAUGAGCACUUGCCACCACAGGAUGCCCUUCGAUCUCGGCUAGACGUCGGUCCAGGUUUAGGCAUGAAGAAGUCUUCAAGCCUAGAGUCCCUGCAGACAAUGGUUCAGGAGAUGGCACUCGAAGAAGAGGGCCACCGCAUGGGUUCGGGCAGAGUGCCAAGAGGCCGUGGGUGCAAUGAGAGCUUCCGGGCUGCCGUUGACAGGUCUUAUGAUGUCCCUCUCACCGGUUUAAGAAAUAAGAUGGAAACCCAAGAUUUUUUCUCACAUGAGGAAUAUUUUGGAUAUUUAGUUGCAGAAGAAGAGUCAGAAUCCAGCGGCUCUGGUUUUGGCAGAGGCAACAGUCGGCAGUCAUCAGUGAAUUCUGCUGUCGAUGAUAAGUACAAGAAAGUUGGCAAGAAGAAGCCAGGAAUCUUCAAAGGACUUGGUUCCAUGUUCAGAUUUGGAAAACACAGAAAGAGUAUCGACAAUCCCAAUGGCCUCACGAGCAAAGGUGAUGGGGAGGCUGACCGGUCAGAAGGUCGGACAGAAGUUGACCGUGCAGAGGUUGAGAGGCUGGCAGCUGCGAGACGUCUGCAGCAGGAAGAGCAUGAUCGCAUGCAGGAGCAGUAUAGGCGCAUGAUUGAAAACACUGCUCGCAGCAGUCAGCAACAGCAGCAACCUCAGAUGAGACCAGAUGAAGGAGAGCCUUCUCGGUCUGAGAGGAUGCAUCAGCUGCGUGCAGAGCAUCAGCGUCGCCAUGCACAGAGGAACAGAACAUAUCCUACAGAUGACCUAGAAGAACGAUAUGAAAGUGCGAUCAAACAGGGCCAUAGACAGGCAAAAAGCUAUCCUGCGCCUCGCUCACACAGGCGUUCUCAGAGCCAAGAUCUCAUUGUUGAGAGACGUGCCUUGAGUCGCACUGAGCGUCUGGACCCCGUCCCAAGUGAGCCCAAGCCAGACAUCCGGCACAUGCGCUCUCACAGCUACGACCUCUAUGGUGACAAUGGCGGUCGGCCCGGGAGUCGCACUGCUUACGCUGAUCCCCACAAAUAUUCUCAUUAUGUCAAUUAUGAACAGAUACAACAGCAUUUACGCAAAAACAAGGAGCAAGAAAGGCUAAAGAAACUAGCUAGUCAGCAGUACCAAGACUUUCGGGAAAAGCAGACUAGACGGCAGCAGGAAUCCUCCCCUACUACCUUGUUGCACAAAUUGGAGGAGACGUUUAUACACGAGUCAAUAAUUGCAAGCCGGGAAGCGCGCGAGUACCAGAGCCAAAGAGGGCCUCGUGACUCUGCGAGAGAGCACCAGCACCGCCCCGUUAGCAACUACUAUGAGUACGAGAGUGUGCAAGCCAUGAUCUCCCAUGCACAGGACAACAGCAGCACCUCCCUGCCACGAAGACACCACCCUCCUCCUCCUGGACCACCUCCAGUCGCUGCUGCAGCCGUCGCUAAAAAUGCUAGUAAUAACAAUGCCAGCCACAACAACAAUUUGUUCCCAGGCGUAUCUCAGCCACACCACAUGAUGAUGUACAAACAGAUCUCUGGCUCCUCAGUCCACAGUACUCAUUCUGCGCAUGGAGGACAGAUGGGCAACUACGGACAGACUAUGUCAAACAUGGGGCACAGAGGGCAUAAUGAGCACUCUCGUGACAUGCCCCAUCAAGAGGGCCUUUAUGGGUCAAGCUAUCGACCUGCGAGCCACUACACAGGGCCGCACCAUAAACCUCCGCCGCCACCACCACAUCACCAUACCACCACACUCACAGUGCCAGGUUCCAAAGUGUGAAUAAUGCUGACGCAGGAAUACAUGAAGGUGCUGUAGGACUUUUGUAUGUGUGUGUUAUGUGUGUGUGUGUCUGUGUAUUUGUGUGUAAAUAAAUAUUGGCUACUUUCCUAAUCUGAAGUUUAUAAUAAACUGAUUAAUUUAUUGAAAAUCAAAAAUAUAGAUUGUGCAUACAUAGGAAAGUAAAUUUUAAAAUAUGUAUAUAAUAGUGAAUAUAGUGACAGUGCUGUGAAAACUGGUGUACAAAUAUUUUUUAUUGUAAAAUGUGGGGUGAGCUCCCAUGAAAUAUAUAGUGGGGUGUUGUUACUUAAUAUAUGAAUGCCUGUGUAAACGAUAUACAGAACAGCAUUCCAGAGUGUACAGUGCAUGUCAUCGGAAGGUCAGAAGGUAAACAGUAUCUUCAUCGCUUUAGUAAACCAUUUCUAUAGAAUUUCUAAGGGACCAAAUGAGCCUAGGUUCUUGAAUAUUGUCUUUGUACCUGGAUGAUGUGCAACAGUAAGCCUUCAUAUUUAAUUUAUACGUCUUAUUUUUUAAAAUGAUAAAAUGGUUAAUAAUCAAAGGUAAUUUAAUAUAUCUCAUAGAAAUGAUGACCUUAUGAGUUCAAGGUUGCAUCAGUCUAAUGCUGUGAGUCAGUCACAAUUGUUUGGAAAAGAAAUUUGAGUGAGGCAGCUCCUAUUUAGAGCUUUGCUAUAUUUUAUCAGUAAGUUAGGUUUAAGCUUUUAAUGAAAUUUGUAUUUUUAAAAGUGCUCCAAAUUUCUUUGGGUGGUGCCUUAAAUGUUACAAUGGAUGAAUUUUAAAUCAUCCAUAAAUUAGUCUGUCUAAAAACCCAGGAACCGACUCAUCGCACGAUUUGUGUAAAAAGGCUAACCUGACACAGUUUCUGUAUGACCUAUGAUAGUGCAUACAUGUAGACAAGAGUGAGUGAGAAAGAGAGAUUUUUAUAGUCUGUAUAUUGAACAAUAUAUAUUGGGAUUUGCAAGAGAAAAAAUCCAUUAAAAACUUUUUAAAUUUUUUAUAGAUGACCCAUUGUGCUUUUUAGAGCUUUGACAUAAAAAAGAAUCCUAUUUGACAAGUGACUCUUCUAGGCUCUAUUUUAUAUUAUAUUCCCACUCCUGAAGAAUUUAAGGUGUGCCAAAGUGACAAAGAGUUACAUUCCUGGGUAGGCUUCUUACCUGUUCCUCUGGUUGUUCUGGCCUCAUUUGGGGUCACUUACGGCUCUGUCAAUGGUGUACAUAUUUUGUAAAACAGUUUUUGUAUAAAGUCAAGUACAGUGCUUAGGUCUGUAAGAUGCAGUUUUUAUACUAUGUAAAUUAAGGCAGCUCUGACCUGCUGUGCUGUGUCGUAUUGUGCUCAAGAUGCAGCUCUUGUUUUUUUUUUAUGUAUUUGAAAUUCCUCCAAUACUCCAAAGGAAAAUAAAGGACAAUUGAGUA